Messenger RNA from Trichoderma asperellum CBS 433.97, 1227 nucleotides. RefSeq lists its product as uncharacterized. Gene Ontology annotation, biological process: tRNA methylation; wybutosine biosynthetic process. NCBI's taxonomy places the organism in Eukaryota, Fungi, Ascomycota, Sordariomycetes, Hypocreales, Hypocreaceae. Gene Ontology annotation, molecular function: tRNA methyltransferase activity; S-adenosylmethionine-dependent methyltransferase activity. The record is from RefSeq and is a predicted model, not a curated record. Gene Ontology annotation, cellular component: cytoplasm.
AUGGCGGCUCGGCAGUUGGACGACAAAAAGUCUCACAGAAAGCCCAAGUCACGCUCUCGGCCUGUCAACCCUAUCGCUGCGGCAAUACAAAGCUGGAUCCCUGCAGCACUUCCUCCGUUAGAGUCUGGCGACCAGGAUUUACGAAAUGAGAGUCUUAUAAACUCUGCGCCUAAACGGUUUACGAUUUACGAGCCUCUCGCCUUACUCCCGACUGGCAGCUUCACAAGCGAAGCGUGGACCUCUAUCUUACGGACCUGCGAUGAAGCUGCCUGUAAUUCACUAUGGCAAUCCAUCUUGCAGGAGAUUUCGAAGGCUGGGCAAGGAGUUGUGACGCAUCUAGCUGUUAAUGAGGGUAUACCGCUGCACAAGGAUGGAGAAGACAAUGAGAAUGUGCGAAGAAGCCCAAGCGGGCUGAGGAUGCUCUUUGGAGAUUUUGGAUCUUGGGAAGGCGUGGGCGAGAAUCCUACAAAGAGCGAUUUUGAAAACGCCUUUUGGGUUAGGACGAAGCAAAACGGCAUAUUCCAGACGUGGGCGCCGAGAUGGACCAUGUUUUCUCGUGGCAACGUCAAGGAAAAGGCAAGGGUGCUGGGAUUCAAGCGUCCUAUGGCCAAGGGAAGGGAAAACCAAAAAGAGGACAACAGCUGGGCGGUUGAUCUGUAUGCCGGCAUUGGAUACUUUGUGUUUUCUUAUGCGGCUCUGGGAAUGAGGGUUUUGUGCUGGGAGAUUAAUCCCUGGAGCGUCGAGGGUCUUCGACGAGGUGCUUUGGCUAACAAGUGGAGUGUCAAAGUUAUUGAGGGGGAUGAUUUGUUACUACCAGUGGAACAGCUCCUGGCUGGAGGUGAAAGGAUUAUUGUCUUUCUAGAGAGCAAUGAAAAGGCACAGGGACGGAUUGGAGAGAUACAGGAGACGGGGCUUGCUAGGAACAUUGAGCACGUCAAUUGCGGGUUCUUACCCACGAGUGAGCCGGUCUGGAAAAGCGCCUGGGAAGUGACAAAGCUGGCUCCGGAAGCAUGGCUACAUUUGCACGAGAAUGUCGGUGUUGGUGACAUCGAAUCCCGGCGAGGAUCAAUUCAAGGGGCCUUUGAGACGUGGGCUGUUUCGGGGGCAAGUUCUAGGACUCCAAAGGUCGAGCACGUUGAGCAGGUCAAGACGUUUGCGCCGGGGGUUUGGCAUUGCGUCUUUGACGUUCGUAUUACAGGCGGUAGUAUAUCUAAUAAUGGUACAUGA